AUGCCAAAUGUUGUAACAUUCUUUGAUAAACCUGCAACCUUUAGGGAUCGAGAGAACAAUGUUGGUCUAAUUUCGUGCCGUGUGUGCAUGGAGGAUUUUCAGACACCGAUCAACUAUCUAUCAGAGCCUAUCGAUGUCUAUUCAGAUUGGAUUGACGCUUGUGAAUCUGCCAACGCGUGA
This is a messenger RNA of Strongylus vulgaris, 180 nucleotides long. The record is from the annotation of a GenBank genome assembly. Lineage: Eukaryota; Metazoa; Nematoda; Chromadorea; Rhabditida; Strongylidae.